UUGAUCUCUCUGCUAACCCAUAAAUUCCCUUGGUUUCCCUCUUUUCCUCUGAUUCUGUUUAUAUAUGCUUAUCCUCUAAAACGCUGCUUUCAUCACGUAAUCUUUGUUUUACCCCAAACCCCAACAAAUCUUUUGUUCUCUUUAUCAAUCUCCCAUAUCCGCUGUUUUUGUAUUCGCCCUUCAGAUCAUUGUUCAGUUUUUUCAAGAUUUCCCCAAAUCCUAACAACCAUCUUGUUCUUUCUGCUAAUCCCUAACCCCUCAAAUCCCUUGUUUUUUUCUUUUAAUCCCCCGAAUCUAUUAUGUUUUGCAUUUGACUACAUGGUAAUCCUCCAAAUCUCCCUAAAUCACCCAUUCCCAUCUAAUCCUUUUUUUCUAGUUUCCCCAAUGACACUUCAAAUCUCUUGAUCUCUCUAAUCCGUUGAUUUCUUUGUUUAUCAUUCAAAUCCCCAGAGUUACCUAGUAGUCAAUCCAAAACCUGGGCUAUUAAUCCCCGUAAACUCCUUAUAUCCUCUUUACCUUAAAUACAUUUAUCUUUAAAUUAAUUCUUCUAAACAAUGAAUUCCCUCUUUGCCCGUCGCAUUUUCCCUUCAAACCUUUGUCCCUUUUCACAAUUCCCUCAAAUUUCAAUAAUUAUCUUAAUUUAACUGCUUAUCUCUUUUUUUAUUACCUCAAAGUUACGUAUAUCGCACUUUCCCCCACAAACCCAUUAAUAUCUGUCUCCUCAAAAUUUUAGAUAUAUCCGUUAAUUCUGCAUAAGAUUAAAACUCUUUUAAAAACCUAAAUCUGUCAAAAUCUUAGUUGUAUAUUUUAAUCAUGCCUCGUUAUUUCUCCCUCAAAUUAACUUUAAUAAAACCCUUCUUCUUAAAACUAUAUCAUAUCACCUGGUCUCAUCCAUCCCUUGGUUUCAUCCACUAUGGUGCUUGUUAUCUAUGUUGAUCUCCAAAAGCUUCGAUUAUAUUUUAGUUUCCCAAAUCCCCAUAUAUAUUUUCAAAACCACUAUAUUCCUUGAUAUCUAUGUUAAUCCCUCAAUUUUAUUGUUUCAACGGAAACCCACCGAUAUUUCUUUUUAUCCCAGAAAUCAUUCAAUAUUAUAAAUCCCUCUUUUUCUUUUUUUCACCAGAAACCUCUACAACCCUUUAAAACUCUUGUGAUCGCGUUUUUUUCGCAUCGGGACCCUUUAUUUC
Molecule: messenger RNA, 1184 nt
Organism: Meloidogyne enterolobii
Lineage: Eukaryota; Metazoa; Nematoda; Chromadorea; Rhabditida; Meloidogynidae
Source: the annotation of a GenBank genome assembly